Molecule: messenger RNA, 1800 nt
Organism: Solanum dulcamara
Lineage: Eukaryota; Viridiplantae; Streptophyta; Magnoliopsida; Solanales; Solanaceae
Product: probable serine/threonine-protein kinase PBL28
Exons: 7
Coding region: 715-1800 (361 amino acids)
Biological process (GO): protein phosphorylation
Molecular function (GO): ATP binding; protein kinase activity
Source: RefSeq, a predicted model, not a curated record
AUCUCUGUAUUGAAAAAAUAGUGAUAAUUCUUAUUGUAGAUAAUGCAAAAAUACAAGAAGUCAUCAAGUAAACUAUGGUAAAGUAGCAAAUGUUUCACCAGCCAUAACUAGAAGAAUAGAAACAUACCAACAACACAAAAUAUGGAUUCAUGAACACUCAAAAUUUAAGUGUUACAUCAAUAAAACAGUACAAACCAGAAUUUUCACAUCCAAGAAACUGACCACCCAACAAGAGCCUUUUGCAAUGCAAAUAGAAAAUCAUAAAAGAAAAAAGAGUGUGUUAUGUUAAAUUGUAGAUCCUCUUUCAUUUUCAAGGCAUACACCCACCCACCCCACUUCUCAUUUUGAAGGUAAGCAACUUUUUUUCCCAUGUCUUGCUUUUUCUUACCGUUCAAGUGAGAAGCCUUAGGUUGUUGGGUGAUAACAGUGCUUAGAGUGUCAUGUAUUUGUCAUAAGCUAACUUCUUCUAAUUUGCUUUAUACAUACUCCAUCAGGAUUCUCAAACAACUCUUAUCUCCUCCAUCCAAUAUACUUCUAUAUCAUCUAUUCCAAUACCUAAUUAUUCUGUAGUUUUCGAGUUGCUUGGUUUUUAUCAUGAAUUUCUCUACGGCUUAGAAACUUAAAUUCUUUUUCUCCAUCAAUGUUUACUGUCUUAUCAAAUGUAAUACAUCAUUGAACACACAAGCAAGCAUCUAAAUCGAAAGAAUAGUUAUCAUGCCUUUUGGUUUGGUGUCAGCGUGGAACAAACGCCGGAGAAGCAAGUCUGAGGAUAUGCUAAAUCCUUGGAUAUAUAAACCUGUGGAAUAUUGGCAAAUCGAAGACCAGAAUCCACCUGCAGCAAAGAGACGCCAUGGAUCAUCAGUUUUCACACUCAAAGAAAUGGAGGAGGCAACAAAUUCUUUCAGUGAUGACAAUCUACUUGGAAAAGGAGGAUUCGGUCGAGUUUAUAAGGGCACACUGCGGUCUGGAGAGAUUGUAGCAAUUAAGAAAAUGGAUCUACCUUCAUUCAAGGAGGCAGAGGGCGAGCGUGAGUUUCGUGUGGAAGUCGAUAUUUUGAGCAGACUGGAUCAUCCUAAUCUGGUAUCACUAAUAGGCUAUUGUGCAGAUGGGAAGCACAGAUUUCUAGUCUAUGAGUAUAUGCAUAAGGGGAACCUUCAAGAUCAUUUAAAUGGGAUUGCAGAAGUGAAGAUGGAUUGGCCCUUAAGGCUAAAGGUAGCUCUUGGGGCAGCAAGAGGACUUGCAUAUCUCCAUUCAAGUUCAGCUGUUGGAAUUCCUAUAGUUCAUAGGGACUUCAAAUCCACCAAUAUUCUUUUGAACACUAAUUAUGACGCAAAGAUAUCAGAUUUUGGUCUUGCAAAGUUGAUGCCAGAAGGCCAGCAAUCAUGUGUGACAUCAAGGGUACUUGGUACUUUCGGCUAUUUUGACCCUGAAUAUACACUGACCGGAAAACUCACUUUACAAAGUGAUGUUUAUGCAUUUGGUGUUGUUAUGCUGGAGCUUUUAACCGGACGCAGGGCUGUGGACCUCACCCUUGGACCAAAUGACCAGAAUUUAGUACUACAGGUGAGACAUAUAUUGAAUGAUAAGAAGAAGCUGCGUAAGGUGAUUGACCCUGAGAUUAGCAGAAGCUCAUACACAAUGGAGUCUAUCACCAUGUUUGCUAACCUAGCAUCUCGCUGUGUGAGAACUGACAGUAGCGAAAGGCCCUCAAUGGUAGACUGCAUCAAAGAACUUCAGCUGAUCCUCCACACGAAUACGAAAGGGCUAAGUAUGACUAUGCAUACAUUCAGAAUGAUCUGA